This is a messenger RNA of Penicillium angulare, 1140 nucleotides long. Its product is annotated as bifunctional alcohol dehydrogenase/S-(hydroxymethyl)glutathione dehydrogenase. The transcript is spliced from 5 exons. Gene Ontology annotation, molecular function: zinc ion binding; S-(hydroxymethyl)glutathione dehydrogenase [NAD(P)+] activity. Bases 1 to 1140 code for a protein of 379 amino acids. NCBI's taxonomy places the organism in Eukaryota, Fungi, Ascomycota, Eurotiomycetes, Eurotiales, Aspergillaceae. Gene Ontology annotation, cellular component: cytosol. Gene Ontology annotation, biological process: formaldehyde catabolic process. The record is from RefSeq and is a predicted model, not a curated record.
AUGGCUAGCACAGUAGGAGAGACCAUCACUUGCAAGGGUGCCGUUGCCUGGAAUGCCGGCGAGCCUCUGUCUAUUGAAGACAUCGAGGUUGCCCCUCCCCGCGCCAACGAAGUGCGUAUCCAGAUCCACCACACCGGUGUCUGCCACACAGAUGCCUACACUCUCUCCGGAAAGGAUCCCGAGGGUGCUUUCCCCAUCGUCCUCGGACACGAGGGAGCCGGUAUCGUCGAGUCCAUCGGCGAGGGCGUAACCAACGUCAAGCCCGGCGACUACGUCGUCGCUCUUUACACCCCCGAGUGCCGCGAAUGCAAGUUCUGCAAGUCUGGCAAGACCAACCUCUGCGGAAAGAUCCGCGCCACCCAAGGUAAGGGUGUGAUGCCCGACGGAACCUCUCGCUUCAAGGCCCGCGGUAAGGACCUGCUUCACUUCAUGGGUACCUCCACCUUCGCUCAGUACACCGUUGUCGCCGAUAUCUCGGUUGUGCAAGUUACUCCCAAGAUCCCCACCGACCGAUCCUGUCUGCUUGGCUGUGGUAUCACGACCGGCUACGGUGCUGCCGUGGUGACCGCCAAGGUUGAGGAGGGUUCAAACGUCGCUAUCUUCGGCGCUGGCUGUGUCGGUCUUUCUGUUAUGCAGGGUGCCGUUAAGAACAAGGCUGGUAUGGUCAUUGCUGUUGAUGUUAAUGAUGACAAGGAGGCUUGGUCUCGCAAGUUCGGUGCUACUCACUUUGUCAACCCUACCAAGUUGUCUGGAAAGACUAUCCAGGAGCACUUGAUUGAGAUGACUGAUGGUGGAUGUGACUACACCUUUGACUGCACUGGUAACGUUGGUGUUAUGCGUGCUGCUCUGGAGGCCUGCCACAAGGGUUGGGGUGAGAGCAUUGUCAUUGGCGUCGCUGCUGCUGGUCAGGAGAUUGCCACUCGCCCAUUCCAAUUGGUUACCGGUCGUGUGUGGAAGGGAUGUGCCUUUGGUGGUAUCAAGGGUCGCACCCAGCUCCCCGGUCUGGUAGACGACUACCUGAACGGCGACCUAAUGGUUGACGAGUUCAUCACACACCGUGAGCCUCUGACCAACAUCAACACUGCCUUCGAGCAAAUGAAGAAGGGCGACUGCAUCCGUUGCGUCGUGGACAUGAAAUAG